Girardinichthys multiradiatus is the source of this 4200-nucleotide messenger RNA. RefSeq names its product transcription factor MafK-like. Gene Ontology annotation, molecular function: DNA-binding transcription factor activity, RNA polymerase II-specific; RNA polymerase II cis-regulatory region sequence-specific DNA binding. Lineage: Eukaryota; Metazoa; Chordata; Actinopteri; Cyprinodontiformes; Goodeidae. Gene Ontology annotation, biological process: regulation of transcription by RNA polymerase II. Gene Ontology annotation, cellular component: nucleus. The record is from RefSeq and is a predicted model, not a curated record.
GGAGAAUGCAAGCAACAAUCGCAGCAAGUAAACCUCUUUAGAAAUGUAAAGUUUCUCCCGGCUGGCAAACUGACUUUGAUAUGUUUUGUAAAGUAAGCAAAAGCUGUUGCCAGCCGUAUCUGUCUUCUAUUUCUGGCCUCCCCCCGGGCCCCCCUCUCCAGACUGACGUCAGCAGAAAGUUAUUUUCAUGAAUGGAGGGGGCGGUCACGAGGAAUCGGUGACGUGAGCGCUUGCGGAAGCAGAGCGUGGAAUGUUGGUACAUUGUUGUUGUUUUGUAGUUAAUUCAGUAGGAGGAUACACCACUGCCCGCCAGUCGCGUCUCGCCGACUGUGUCAACUCACUUCGUGGCUUGGAUAGAAAAACUUACUCCGUCACUUUUGCAUUCCCCGUCUACAUAUACCCGCGUUCACAGAGUGCAACUUCUGUGAGGUUCUGGUCGGUUUUCUGCAUGCAGGGCAUGACGACUCAUUUUAAGACAAGCAAAGCUUUAAAGGUCAAAAAUGAGACGGGUGAGAAUGCCCCGGGACUCAGUGACGAUGAGUUGGUGGCCAUGUCUGUGCGGGAGCUGAACCAGCACCUGCGUGGGCUGACGAAGGAAGAUGUCGUACGGCUGAAGCAGCGGAGGCGGACCCUGAAGAACCGAGGCUAUGCCGCCAGCUGUCGCAUCAAGCGUGUCACCCAGAAAGAGGAGCUGGAGAGACAAAAGACAGAGCUGCAGCAGGAGGUGGACAAGCUGGCCCGAGAGAAUGCCAGCAUGAGGUUGGAGCUGGAUGCCCUGCGAGCCAAGUAUGAGGCCUUGCAGUGUUUCGCCAGGACUGUAACGCGAGGGCCAAUCUCACCCGGCAAGGUGGCAACUACCAGCGUCAUCACCAUUGUCAAGUCCGCUAAUCACAACAACACCAGCCCGACCACAUUCUCAGCUCCUUCCUAGUGCUGGGAGGACUGGGCUUUUCCUUCUCCUGCCUGGUCUUCACUGGUUCUGUCCUGAAUCCAGCCAUCUUGUACUGAGAGGAUGCUCAGUAGUUUGUUAGACUGAAGGAUUGGGCGCCAAGCUCUAUGUCACAUUAUGCUGCAUUCACAGUUCUGUCUUCGUUCGCCUGUCUCUUACACAAUCUACACUGUCUGCACACUGUUCACAUCCCCAUCCCGACUCCCAGCACCGGCAGGGUAUUGGGCCUCUGUGACUGAUGGUAGAGAUAUAUUACUGUCCGUCUUACAUGCCCUAAUGCUGCAUCACGCCUCAGACCGGUGGGAUAUUUGAUACUGCAGGACAUCAAUUAUAAACGAUAUGACUUUGUGGCAAUAUAGCUGUUUGUAAUUUCUGUACAUUUACAUAAAAACUGUAAAUUAAGCCUUCAACUGUUGACUUAAAGAUCUAUAAGAAAUCUAUUCCUAACAUGCAGUUCAGCACAGUAAGGUUUUAAAUUUUUCCAGUGAUCUGAGAGACAGAUGAAACAUAAGUUUUCACUUUUUUUUUUCCCCUUUAUCUUUUCUAUUUUAUUCUAAGCCAUAAAAGAAGCUGGGUAAGAAGUAGUAAACUGACAAACAUGUCUUUGUAUUGCAUGUUUGGAAAACACAGAGUAAUGAAAAGAAACACAAAAUCUCCAUCAGCUAUGUUUGCUUCUGUUUACUCUGUUUUAGAUGAAUUAGUAAGUAGGGUUGAAAUGUGUUGUUAAAGACAUUGUGAAGUCUGUUUGAGAAGGGUUGGGUGUAAAUUCUGAUGGCUAUUUUAUAGCUCUUGACUCCAAAUUGUAGGUUUCCUUUUUUUAUACCAUUAAUAGGUUUUAAACCUCUUUGUAACUUAUGAUGAAAACAUUACAUUUGAAUGUGUUUAGGAAGCAGAUUGAGCAAAAAUAGUUUGUAAUUAGAGAAUUUUCUUAAUUACAUAGCACUUAUAACUGUAAAGAUACAGUAUAAAGCAAAUUACAUGAUACAAUUUCACAGAAGCCAUUCUUGUAUGUACUAAAUGUGUGAUGAUAAUGCGGUGGGAAUAUUUAGUGGCAGUCUAAAGUAAGGAUGUAUGGUAAACCCUGCUGCACUUGUGAUGUUUGGUGGAUAAUCCAUAUUGGAUAUAGUGAUAAUGAAAGCAGUCCUUUAAAAAAAUCAGCUAUCUUCCUGUAUAUUACAGAUUAAAGGUGACAAAUCCUUCGCUGGUUCUGUUGUCACGUUGAUAAACUCCGUCCAGAAAAGAAAAAUCAUUCCUACCGCUGGGUCACAGGAAGUGCUGCUGCUGCCGGUGUUGGUAUUUUUACAGCCAGUAGCUAUUUACUUUUGCGUUUGACACACUCUUCUACAAGAAAAACUCCUGACACCUGUCUCUUAAAAAAAUUGAAUGCAGUAAAUGCCUUUCUCUUUAUGAACAUCUUGCAUUAUUUAAAUAUAAAGCUGACUUGAAAACAAGCUGUUCCUACAGAGGAUCCAUUCUUAAUGUUGAGACAACUCAUGUCAGGAUUUCAUCUUGCCUUAGAGGACAUGACUGUUCUACCCCUGUUCAAUAGCUGCAAAGAACAGAAUGGGAAACUAUGCUGCUGUACAACCUGCUGUGAUUUUAUUUUUUCAAGCAGGGGCAUUGCUGUGUUCUUUCUCUUUUUGAAUUUUCACCCAGUUCCUAUGUUAUGUCCUAUGUUCUUUUUCUGACAGUUUUAUACAGUCUGCAUACAAAAUACAUAAAAAUAUACUUAUUUUUCUGUCUUUUACUCUCUUUAGAGUGGUGUGUCUGUGUAAUCACUAGAGUUAAAGUGAUAUUGAUGCUGACUAUUUGUAUUCACAUUUAUGAGACUGUGUUCAUAACUUAAAUCUUUUAUAUAUUUUUACUUGACAAUUAGCUGCCUAGGGUUACAUUCAGAUGGCUGAUAUUCUGUAACCUUGCAAACAGUGGAAAUUGCAGUUAUGUCAAAUAUAAGCACAUGUAGAACUGUCGAUGUAAUGUUAGUGAGAUGUAAAAUGGACCUCAUUAGAAUGUGAUCAAACGGUCAACCGUGUUAUAGGAUCCUUCAGUGCAAAUUUUAAAGCAUGCUUGUACUUUCCCACCGAGACCAGUGUUGUGAAAACUUGGAAAGUGACUGCAUUGUCAGAGCAUUUUUAAGGCUUCACGUGUUAAAAUAUUUCCUAAGAGCUUAUGAGCUUAAACUAAGUGUAAACCUGGUGCAGUCACCACAGGUUUUAAAAGUGUUCCCUACAAUGGUAAUGCUUUUAUUAUUCAGCACUGCUAACCCAAACCCAGUUAAUGUGAUAGUCUGUUUCAGUCCUAAAACCAAAAACAAUAUUGUUUUGUUUACAUAGGUCUACUUUAAAUGCUCAUGACAGCUAAAAUGCAAAGCAUUAUACUGACCUCUGGUGGUGAGUCUUCAAAACUAUAAGCACUUAUAUACUGCAUCUGAGACCAAGUUGGCAAAUUUUGAGAACAUCUUUUUUUUUUUUAGACAAUGCAAAACGUAUUUUUUUACUGUGCCAAAUAAAAGACAAACCUUUCUCUAGGUGAAUUACCAAACCAAGAUCCAUGAUGUUUUUUUUUUUUUUUGUACAGAUCCAUAAAGACACAUUUUCCAAUUAAUUUAAACAGAUGUUAGAAAAGAAAAUGUAGACAGAUUUGUGGGACAAGGAAAAUAAAUUCCUGCCGUAGAUGUUUACUAAACUUUGUCCAGGACAUUUUUCUUUCCUCUUACAGUUUAAUAUAUUUGGCAACAUCCAGACGUUCUAUUCCGGCCAACACUUCUGGAUGAAUUGUAAAUAUUGAAAAGGCUCGUAUUUUGAUAAGUGCAAGAAUAUUUAUGGAAUUUGUUUCCUGACAAACAUGACUUUUUAAAUAAGCUUUCAACACCAUCUUUGCCGUUCUACAGUCUACUGUUUAAAUUCUGUUAUAAAACUGCUGAAAGGACAACACAAAUCAAAUGCUAUUUUAAUGACUGCAAUUACUAUGCUAAAUUAGUUUGGAGUAGAAGAGUUUCUUUUUUAUCUAUUCACAGCAAUGAGUUGAGGGCAAUUAGUUGCCAUCUAUAAAAAACCUUGAAUGAGGACAGUAAAUGGCAGCAUAAACCAGUUAUGUACCCUUUAAACUUGUUAUUAGUCUGCUUAUGUUUUGUAUUUAUUUCAUGGUAUUAAAAAGGAACAGCUAAAUUAUUUUUUAUUUUAUGUUCAUUUAUUUACCUGUUCUCAAUGAACUACCAUCAUGUACAAAUAAAACAUUUUUUCCUGCCCUGA